Molecule: messenger RNA, 2097 nt
Organism: Closterium sp. Naga37s-1
Lineage: Eukaryota; Viridiplantae; Streptophyta; Zygnematophyceae; Desmidiales; Closteriaceae
Source: the annotation of a GenBank genome assembly
AUGUUGCUUUCAUUCUCGUGCUUUCAGCUUCUUGAUUCAUCGUUCUCUCUCGCCAUGGCGUCCUUAUCUCCCGCGGAGGACUCGCCUGAGGCCGUCCCGGAAAAGCCUCCCGAUCGUAGGGUUAGCGGCCUAGACUUCCUUCGAUCAAGCGUAGCUCCAGUCACUCCAGAACCUUUAGUUACCGCUGCUGUUGUUAAUACCGAGGAGUUACCGUCGUCCAGCAAGAAUCCGCAACCGGCCCCCAAUCCCGCGCCUGCUCCAGCGCCGUUCACUCUCCCUCCUGCCAUCGCGUCGUCUAGCAAGGGGCCGCAACCUCCUCCCAAUCCCGCGCCACCACCAGCGCCGUUCACUCUCCCUCCCGCCAUCCCGUCGUCCAGUAAAGCGCCUCCCUCUUCUGUUGGUAGCAGCGGCUGCAACGAUGCCGCUCCCGCGUCCGAGGGUCGCACAGCUAAGAAGGCGCGCACUGUCGUACUCCGCGGGAAGUUUCAGCAGAGCACGUUGACCUUCGGCGGUGUGCGCGUGGCACCACCAAGCGCUCCAGAAGACUCCGAGCCCGAACCAGAGGAACCAGAGGAGAUACCUGUACGUGCGGACACCAACUCUCCCGUCCUGUCCAAGGCUGAGGUAAUGGAGCAGAAGUACAUAGAGGCGAGUGUUAAGUAUAAAACCCAGUGGUUGCCCAAAUUCCCGUGGCUGCUUUUGGUUCGCGCUAAAGACGGUGGUCCCAGUGUGAAGUGCAGCCUGUGUCUCUCGUUCGGCAAGGAGACAACCAAGUACUCAGGUCCAGGCGACGGCGGGCAAGACCUGCAGACGCAGACGAUGCGCAUCCACGAGCACACGACGGUCCACAAGGAGGCGAUGCAGCGUCAGGCAGAGAUUGCGGAGGCGAUUUCGAACGGCCAGACGAAAAUUGAUCGUUUCAUCAACGCGGACCUUGAGGGUAGGCGGGCGAUUCGGCUGAUGAGGUCGGUGCAGUUUCUCUGCCAGGAGGACGCGCCCAUCAGCAUGUUCCCGAAGCUCAUGAGGCAUCUCGCUGAACAGGACACCCCCGACAUACCGAAGCAGGCCUACGGGGUGUACCUCACGAGCGUGCGCUGGCUGUCCCGGGGCGACGCGGUAAAGCGUCUGUGCAAGGUGCUGGGCGCGGCGAUUGUGCUCUUCCACGAGAAGGAGCACAACUUGUACGAGAUGGUGACAUCGUACAAGUUUCAGUUCUGCCUCUUCUUCCUCGCUGACAUCCUCGGCGACCUGAAUGAUCUCAACCAUUCGUUUCAGAAGCGGCAGGUCGACGUUACUGAGGUGUCAAAGACCGUGGAGUCCAUCACUGGCGACCUCGAGCACAGGUACCUGGACAAGAAGGCGGACUUCGGUGGUUCCGGCAACGGAUGGCUGCCGAAAUUCCUGGCGCUGUAUGGCAAGAAGUCGGGUCAGACGGUCCGAGUGCGUGGCUCGGAUUCGGAGGGCCGCCCUGUGAACCACUCGUACAAGAGCGGCUACAAGGCGUGCGUGAAGCUGUGUCGUAAGUUCGCGACGGACGUCGUCGAUCGUCUCCUGUUUCGCCUGGACGACCUGCGGGGGAUGGGUCCAACGAAGCUGUUUCGCGCGUCUCAGUGGCCCAAGAGCAAGCACGCACGAGACCGCAAGUGCCAGGACUGGCUGACUGGCUGCGCCGCUCUGUUCAAGAACAAGCUGCCGGGGUUUGAUCACAAGAAAGCGUCGCAGGAGCUGGCAACCUGGUGCCCAAUCAUGGAGUCUCACCACGAGGACGAGUCAUUCGCGCAAGGACUCGCGAACUUCAUGGGGAGCGGCGACGCCAAGAGCCUCAAGAAGAGGCGCCCUGCGCAGAGCGUUCUGUUCCCAUCUGACGAUCGCAAGCGAAAGGAGAAGGAACCGGAGGAGGAAGAGGAGGAACCCAGGGAGCCGGCGAGCGAGGAGGAGCUCGCGGAGUCAGACGAUGAUCGUGACGACAACCUGGAGAUGGAUCAGGAGAUAGAGCAGUCACCGCCCCGAGAUUACUCAGAGGAAGAUGUUAACCCGUUCCUCUCGGAUGGCGAGGAGGGGGAGGAGAUGUAUGACAUAGAUCAGCCGACAGAGUAG